Messenger RNA from Mangifera indica (mango), 521 nucleotides. RefSeq names its product mediator of RNA polymerase II transcription subunit 22a-like. Gene Ontology annotation, cellular component: mediator complex. The coding region runs from base 1 to 429 and encodes 142 amino acids. Gene Ontology annotation, molecular function: transcription coregulator activity. The transcript is spliced from 3 exons. The record is from RefSeq and is a predicted model, not a curated record. Gene Ontology annotation, biological process: regulation of transcription by RNA polymerase II. Lineage: Eukaryota; Viridiplantae; Streptophyta; Magnoliopsida; Sapindales; Anacardiaceae.
AUGAAUAAAGGAGGAGGAAGUGGGCCUACAGCAGCUGCGGCAGCUACAGCAGCUCAGAAGCAGAAGACUUUGAUGCAAAGAGUUGAAACUGAUAUUGCCAAUAUUGUUGACAAUUUUAGCCAACUUGUCAAUGCUGCCAGGGUGAAUGACCCACCUGUUAGAAAUUUGCAAGAGGCUUUCAUGAUGGAGAUGCGUGCAUCUAGGAUGGUUCAAGCUGUUGAUUCUUUACUUAAGUUGGUCUCUGAGUUAAAGCAAACUGCAAUAUUCUCAGAAUUUGCCUCUCUUAAUGACCAUGUAGAACAGAGAACAAAUGAGUUUAAUCAACAUGCAGAGAAAACAGAUCGAAUUAUGGCUAGAACUGGAGAAGAGGCAGCGGCUAGUCUUAAAGAGCUCGAAGCACAUUAUUAUUCUUCUGCCCAGAGAAGCUAAAUUUAGGCAUUAUGAGUUAGUGACAUGGGAAAUGUAGGAGCGUAUAUUGCUUUAGCUUUAUGAUUUAUUUGUGGAAAUAGAAGCUGGUUUUC